AAGAAUCACUUCUACGACGGACACGCUCCACCGUACGUGCGCGCUUCCGUGAAUCUAUAACAAAGAUGGCGGCCGCCUUAUCAGGCAUCGUAGUUCCCCGCAGCUUUCGUCUGCUGGAGGAACUGGAGGAAGGUCAGAAGGGAGGUGGAGACGGUACGGUGAGCUGGGGCCUCGCAGAUGAUGACGACAUGACGCUAACUCACUGGAACGGCAUGAUCAUCGGCCCAGCCAAGACCGUCUAUGAAGGCAGGAUAUACAGUCUGAAAAUAGAAUGUGGAAACAGAUACCCAGAAUGCCCCCCCCAUGUCCGCUUUGUGAACAAGAUUAACUUGAACUGCGUACACAGUUCAAAUGGUUUGGUGGACUUAAAGUCGCUGUCAGCACUGUGCAGAUGGAAAAACUCCCACAACAUCCGGAUAGUGCUGCAGGAGCUCAGACAGCACAUGAUGAUGAAAGAGAACAACAGGCUCUCCCAGCCGCCCGAAGGCCAGGUGUUUAGCAACUGAGGCGUGCGCGCACACACUGACACACACUGACACACACACACUGACACACACACACACUGACACACACACACACACACACACACACACACACACACACACACACACACACACACACACAGUGACACACACACACAGCGACACACACAGCAACACACAGCAUAAUACUGUGCUACUUUCAAAAUAUACCACCAUCAUGUUUCCAAGACUCCUCUCCCACUUCCUCCCUCAGAAUCCUCCCAUUGGACAUAGAGGGAUGUGCACCCAGUGCCCAUUAAAAUAAAAAAUAAAUAAAACCAGAGCAGACAUUACAAAACAAAAAUACCGUACAUCUUACUAAUGUUCUUUUUCUUAUCUUCAUGCGUGUUCUACAUCCAGAUGAUGACAUAUCACAGAUCCUGAUUGAGUCCACCAGUAAUGUGUGUGUGCUGGACUCUUCACAAGUGGUGUCAGUUAGUCCCUCUUAUAUGGGUGUUGUGGUGAUGGGUUUGAAUCAGCAAAACAAAUGUACUAAUGUCACUCCCAGCAAAAUGUUGAAUGUGGGGUCAUUCUGCAGCGUACCUCAGCAUCUUGCAGAAUGCUGAAACAGAUUCCCUAGAGACGAAAUCCUGCACCCACCACGAUGCUUUGCUUGGCCUCCCAGGCUGCAUUAGUAUGUAACUCCCCAGCUUCCGCAAUCCCGACGAUGUGAAUUUCACAGGCCUUCCUUAACAGUGCAUGUCCGGUACAUGGGAGUAAACUGCUACUAGACCUUUAGCAACGUAUGUAUCAACAGCACUGCUGGCUCAUCACUCAUGUUCUCAGACUUGUCCUCUGUGUGCCAUAUGGUUCAUAGUGCUUUGUGAUUGAUUAUUAGCAGCCAGUGGGGUGUGGGGGGGGCUACAGUUUCUUGUGCUCAGGAUCACCACUGUACUGUGGCCUGAGCCGAGCAGGAGGAGGGGCUGCGAUUUGUUGUGUUUUUGGUUUCUUCAAUUUCCAGGCUGACCUUCCUGUGUAUACUCCACUGAACGCAAUGUACGGCUUUGGAUGUUUUAUUUUAUAACAGGUUGAAUCUAAUCAGGGUAAUGGUGACCUGUUGCAUGGUUUUAUUUGAAUUAAACGUUAUUACUUUUG
Molecule: messenger RNA, 1616 nt
Organism: Trematomus bernacchii (emerald rockcod)
Lineage: Eukaryota; Metazoa; Chordata; Actinopteri; Perciformes; Nototheniidae
Gene: ube2v1
Product: ubiquitin-conjugating enzyme E2 variant 1
Exons: 4
Coding region: 66-506 (146 amino acids)
Biological process (GO): protein K63-linked ubiquitination; DNA damage tolerance
Cellular component (GO): nucleus
Source: RefSeq, a predicted model, not a curated record